Chironomus riparius is the source of this 209-nucleotide messenger RNA. NCBI's taxonomy places the organism in Eukaryota, Metazoa, Arthropoda, Insecta, Diptera, Chironomidae. The record is from the annotation of a GenBank genome assembly.
GUGCAUUUUAAAAAGCUUCAUGUCACGUAAAAAUAGAGCAAAGCUUUUAAUGUGCAGUUAUGAGAUGAGCCUGCAUCUUAACCAUGACACAAAAAAGUGGAAUUACAAAGAUGUGAAUGGAGAGGAACAGCAGGAAAGAACAGAGAAUAGAAAGAAAAAAGGUCAAGAGACUGUGACAUUGAAGUGGGUCUGUUACAAAAGAAUGUAAG